AUGGAUCCGGAAUUGCUCAGACAGCAAAAAGCCUUCCAAAGACAUGCAGCCACGACUGUAGCUGUUCAGAAUAAACCGGUAAGAGUGAAAGAUCGAAACAGAAUCGGAAAAAUGCGCAAUUCCAGUCGGCGUCGGCAAAUUCGCACACAACGUACUCAUCAGAAGCAGCAAAAGCGAAAAAGAAGAAGGCUUCGGGACCAACGCAGAAUUUGUCGAAAAGUUAGAAUAGGAACGAGUGUUUCCCAAUCGUUUAGUUCCGACUUUCAGUCCCUGACUUUGAUAAUUACACAAAUGCGAAUGCUAUCUCGAACGCCACGAAUUUCAGUACAAUGGCGAAGAUUGUGGAUUACAUGAAGGUUUUCAUUGAGAUAUCUUCAUUUAAAUAAUCGAACGUUCAGAAACGUCAUCUGAAUCAACAGCCGUGGGCACUGACUCUCCAGGAGAUUCUCGACGAACUGCAAAUUUAUGAUCUUCCGAAACGAAGCGAAGCCUUCUUGAGAGAAGCUCUCCCCAAAAAUCCCCGACUGAUCGCAGAGAAUGAUAAGUUCGCAUUUCGUCCGCCGUACAAAAUCAAAGGAAAGACGUCGUUGGUGGCAGUGCUGAAAAAGCAUUACCAGGACGGAAAAGGCGGAAUCCUCGUGUCAGAUCUGGCGGAAUGCGUGGCAAAUUACGACGCACUGUUGACGGUAUUCCGGUUCGUAGUUCUUCUGAAAGUCUGAAUGCAUUUGCAGCAAGUGGCGGCCGAAGUCAUAGUCCUUCCGACUCAAGUCAACAAAAAAAAAGACCGUGUUGUCUUUUACAACGACCGAGAAUUCAUGUUUCCGGAGCUCGAGGACGACUUCAAACAGAUAUGGAGACUUGUGUCCGUGGAUCAUUUGGACGAGAAGAAAAUCGAGGAAUAUCUGCAGAAGAAGGGACUCGACGCGAUGAAGGAUCUGACUCCGAAGCCGCGAAUGCAGUCGCAGCAGAAGAGGAAGGCAGUGAAGAGGCGACUGAACCAGAAGGUCCAGAACGAGCACAUGGACGGAGUGCUCGAGGACUACGAAUAA
Messenger RNA from Caenorhabditis sp. 36 PRJEB53466, 1049 nucleotides. The record is from the annotation of a GenBank genome assembly. Lineage: Eukaryota; Metazoa; Nematoda; Chromadorea; Rhabditida; Rhabditidae.